AUUUUCCCUUUGUUGUAAUUCUUUGCCGACCGAUUGGAGUGGGAAGGAAGGACAUGGCAGGAAUGGAUGGCGGGUUCGAGAAGGAAGCAUGGAAAUCUCAUGCCUCCAUGGCUUUGGUUCAACUCAUCAAUGGAGGCUAUCAUGUAAUUACCUAAGUAGCCCUCAAUACUGGUAUCAACCAGUUUGUUUUCUGCGUCUUCCGUGAUCUUCUUGCUCUCUCAAUUCUUGCCCCCAUCGCCUAUUUUAGUGAAAAAAGGAUUCGACCUCCUAUGACUAAACGCCUCCUCCUAUCAUUCUUCUUUCUUGGGUUAACUGGGAUAUUCAGGAACCAGCUUUUAUUCCUCUUUGGUCUGAGCUACAGAAAUCCAAGUUAUGCCUCUGCCAUACAACCUUCAAUUCCGGUCUUUACCUUUCUCUUUGCUGUAAUGAUGGGUACAGAAAGAGUGAAUUUGCUCAAAACUGAAGGUCAAACAAAGGUUGGAGGUACCCUAAUCUGUGUUUCGGGCGCUAUAUUAAUGGCUGUGUUUCGAGGUCCGGCUUUGGUUGGACAGCCGACUGCAGACUUUGCUGUCCAAAAUGGCAUAAGUAUCAGGGGUCAACUAGAGCCUGCUGGAUGGCUUUUGUCUAGUUUUCUCGAGUUCGGACUUGAUCAUUGGCAUAUCGGAGUUCUAUGCUUGAUAGGGAACUGUAUUUGCAUGGCUGCUUUCCUGGCUAUUCAGGCUCCGGUUUUAGUCAAGUAUCCCGCCAACAUUUCCGUGACCGCGCUUUCCUAUUUUUUCGGUACUUUAUUGAUGCUAGUGACAUCAUUUCUGGACACCAACGAGUCAACAGAUUGGCUUCUGAAACAGUCUGAGCUUUUUGCCGUCGUGUACGCUGGAGUUGCAACAUCGGCUCUUAGCUAUGGACUCAUGACGUGGUCGAAUAAGAUCUUGGGGCCGGCUUUAGUGUCUCUCUAUAAUCCACUUCAGCCUGCAAUAUCAGCCUUUCUGUCGAGAAUUUUCCUGGGAAGUCCGAUUUAUUUGGGAAGUGUUAUCGGCGGAUUUCUGAUAAUCGUGGGUCUAUAUAUGGUCACUUGGGCAUCCUACAGAGAAAGACACAAGGCGACAGCCGUGAAGCCUCAGAUUGUUCAGUCAUCCGAACCACUUAUUCCGAAAUAUGCGUCAAGUAAGAAGAACCCGUCCCAGAGAGCUACGCAUCACGUUACAACAGAUGCUAAUAAACUCCUAAAUGUUUCUGAGUAUCGUGGCCCAUAUAAACUUUUAAUUAGGAAUGGUAUGCCUCUUGAUGUCGUUUUAGUUGGUGAUGCUCAUCUUGCUAGGGAUAAUGACGUUUUUAUUGAAUUUCAUACCAACCGAUGUUGUAUUCGAGAUGAAGCCACUAGAAAGCUACUGCUUCAAGGUGAAGAAAGUGAUGGUCUAUACUUUUUCGAUAUGAAUAAUAAACCCUCAGCAGUCCAAGUUGCACAAGCAAAUACAUGCAUUGGAUCAACUUCAAUGGAUGAACUUUGGCAUCAACCUCUUGGUCAUCUAACUGCUGAGACUUUAGCAAAACUAGCUGCUGAACUAAGAUUUAAAGUCAACUCUAAUGUAAAUAGAGAUUGUAUUGCAUGUCAUUUGGGCAAAAGUCAUAAAUUGCCCUUUAAUGAAUCAAAUUCAGUGGUAUCUUCUUCAUUUGAACUUGUGUACUCAGAUUUACGGAGGCCACCACAUGUAUCCUCUAAUGGCUUCAGAUUUUACAUCUCAUUUGUGGAUGCAUUCACUCGCCACACUUGGAUCUACUUGUUGAAACAUAAAGAUGAAACAUACAUAGCGUUUCAAUUAUUUAAGAAACUAGCAGCUAAUCAAUUUGGCAGUUCGAUCAAAGAACUACAAACAGACUGGGUGGUGAAUUUAGAAGCAUCUCAACGCUGCUAG
Messenger RNA from Hibiscus syriacus, 1913 nucleotides. RefSeq names its product WAT1-related protein At4g19185-like. Gene Ontology annotation, cellular component: plasma membrane. Bases 270 to 1913 code for a protein of 547 amino acids. The record is from RefSeq and is a predicted model, not a curated record. The transcript is spliced from 10 exons. Gene Ontology annotation, molecular function: transmembrane transporter activity; nucleic acid binding. Lineage: Eukaryota; Viridiplantae; Streptophyta; Magnoliopsida; Malvales; Malvaceae.